Messenger RNA from Hevea brasiliensis (rubber tree), 2591 nucleotides. Its product is annotated as transcription factor bHLH87. Gene Ontology annotation, molecular function: DNA-binding transcription factor activity; protein dimerization activity. Lineage: Eukaryota; Viridiplantae; Streptophyta; Magnoliopsida; Malpighiales; Euphorbiaceae. The record is from RefSeq and is a predicted model, not a curated record. Gene Ontology annotation, biological process: regulation of DNA-templated transcription.
AGUUUCAGAGCUUUCUCCCACUUAAACAAUAGAAAAAUAAUCAAUUAGUUAAAACUCAAUUUAUUCUUCUCUGAAAACUCAUGCUCCCCAUCUGCAAUAUAUAUAUAUAUAUAUAUAUAUAUUCUUGCAUUCCCACCAAACUGACCAAAGAGCCUUAUCUUUUUCAAACCCAUUACAUCUCCUUUCAACUGUUGAAACUAUAUUUUAUUGGGGCUUCUUUAUUAAUUUCUCAUAUUUUACAUGUUCAAGUACCAUUAGCAGUGUUUUUAAAAUUAUUAUAGAUAUUCAACCUCAUGUUCUUCCCAUCUAUAUAAGCAUACCCUUUAACAACCGUACAACGUUGUAUCAACAUUUGGUUCAUUUCCAUAUAGUAUGGUUCAAGAGGUAGACCAGAGCUUCUUCGUUAACUUGUUUUCAUGACACUGAAAAUUUAAGAGGGUGCCAGUGUACCCAGAUUGUACACAGAGUAACACAAAGCUGAGGUUUGUUCCAAAUUUGGCUCUAUUUUUUGCAUUUUAAAAAAAGACUUGCAGGCAAAUAUUUUCAAUCUAUUGGCUCCUCUGCCAUUUUAACUUGGCUGGCAGCUGCUGGAUCUGGAAUCAUAUAAUUGGCUUAAGGAUCAAUGGAUAGUUUGGGGUGGGAUAACUCACAAGUCCUCACAAAUACUUCACCCUUGUGGAGCAAUCCACAACAUGCAUCACCCUUGUGGAGCAAUCAAGAAAAUGAAGAAAACUUGAAUAUUGCCUCCAAUUCAAAUUCUUGCCUUUUCGGUCGCAAGAUGGAUCUCACCGAAGACAUCUUCAAUCAAUUUCAAGACCUCCAAAAGCGCCAAGAGGCUACAAGGAUAGCUGAAAUUUCAGUUGCUACAAAAUCAGGAGCUGAAAUGAGUUGGAGAGAUGCUUCAACUCAAGAAUUAUACUCUUCUCUUUCGAUCGACAAGCCUUACGCCAUAACUACUCCUACCAUCACUGGUUUUAGCAUGAGUAUUAAUCAAUCAAGAAUCAUAAAUAGCCUACCAAAUGGAAAGGCUGGUGUUUCAGUGGCAGGUUCUCUUGAGUCUUUCGAUUGCUUGCUCUCAGCAACUAAUAGCAACACCGACACAUCAUUAGAAGACGAUGGGAUUUCCAUGAUCUUCUCUGAUUGCAGAAACUUGUGGAAUUUUGGUGCUAACAGUGCGGUUUCAUCUGGAGAGUCUGAGAACAAUACUUCCAAUGCAAGAAACAAAGAAAUGCAUUGCCGGCUAAUUAGCGAGCUUGAUGAAGCUUUUUCCCAGAGUUCUUCAGAUAAAAAAAGUUCACCAACGAAGCCUGUUUCUAUAAAGAGAAGUAACGAUCGAAGUGAGCUCAAAGUGGGUGCCAAUAACAAGUAUCCUCAUUUUGAUCUUCUCCAAACUGAUUGUUCUACUUCAGAAGGUGGUUUUAGGCUUAUUUCAGAGAACCCAUCAAAGCCAAAGAGAUUCAGAUCGGAUAAGCCUCCAGGGUCAUCAAACAUCAAUUUUCAGCAGCCUAGUUCAUCGGCGUCUGCUUCUAUUGAGGAGGUUGAUCCAGAAGCCAUUGCACAAAUGAAGGAGAUGAUUUAUAGAGCUGCAGCUUUUAGGCCAGUGAAUUUUGGCUUGGAAGUGGUGGAGAAGCCAAAGAGGAAGAACGUUAGAAUAUCAACUGAUCCUCAAACAGUGGCGGCCAGGCAAAGGAGGGAGAGGAUAAGCGAGAGAAUUAGGGUUUUGCAGAAUCUGGUCCCAGGAGGAAGCAAGAUGGAUACUGCAUCAAUGCUUGAUGAGGCUGCAAACUACCUCAAGUUCUUAAGGUCACAAGUCAAGGCACUAGAAAAUCUUGGCCACACGCUUGAUUGUCCACCAACGAACAUUGCUUUCUCUUCUUUACCAUUCAAUAACCACUCUUUUCCCAUGCAAACUCAUACCUUUGCACUCCAAAACCCAAAUCAUGUUCACCACCCUCAGAGUUGAAAAGCUAAUUAAAAAAAAAACCCAAUAGUAAUGGAUCCUUUAUCAUGGUACUCAUCAUCAUCACUCCCAUAUCCAAUGAUUUGAUUAAGGAUCCAAAGCCCAUUUUCUAGCCUGAAAACAAGUACAAAAGCUAAUCCAAUAUCAUUACCAUAAUCUUGAUCAUCAUUAUAUUCCUGUGACCCAGAGUUAAAAGCUUUCUCUAAUGAUAGAUUUCCUAAUUAAUACCAUCAUCAUUACAUCCACCUUCCAAGACCCACAAGGGAAAAGAGUUUCGUGCAGUUAGUAUUUCCUCUACUGCUUUUUGCUGCUUCCACUAUAGUAAACAAAUUGAAUGAAAAUGUGGGAGAUAGAAAAAUGAUAGUGGAAAUAGAGAAUAAAAAUGAUAGUGGAAAUAGAAAAAACUGGGAAGGAAGUGGUUCAGGUAUCAUUGCCUUGUCUACAAAAAAGGCAUAGCAAUUAUAACGCCUAUGAUUAAGAUCAAGGGCUAGAAAGUGACUAUCACUUUAGCUUGUUUUGCUAUAGUUUGUUUAAUGUAUCCAAUGUACUUAAAGCUCACCUUUCUUGGAGAUCUUUAUGAUGUUUUUUAAUGAAAUUUGUUAGCUGACCAAUGCAAGAGACAUUCUCUUAA